This is a messenger RNA of Centruroides sculpturatus (bark scorpion), 1824 nucleotides long. Its product is annotated as bone morphogenetic protein 7-like. The record is from RefSeq and is a predicted model, not a curated record. Gene Ontology annotation, biological process: SMAD protein signal transduction. Bases 175 to 1263 code for a protein of 362 amino acids. The transcript has 5 exons. Gene Ontology annotation, cellular component: extracellular region. NCBI's taxonomy places the organism in Eukaryota, Metazoa, Arthropoda, Arachnida, Scorpiones, Buthidae. Gene Ontology annotation, molecular function: cytokine activity; growth factor activity.
GAUCACGUAAAUAGGAGAAGGAAGAAUACAACCACAUUUGGCGCUCAUUCUUAAAACAACUAACAUCUCGCUGCUGAUUGGUUACAUUGCCGACUGGUUUGCAUUGACAAGACAUAUAUAAAACAACCCUCCACGUAUCAGCCAAUUCACUCUCCUUUCAGCUAAGAAACGAAGAUGUUCGCUUGUAAUCUCAUAAUUCUUAUUGGUGUCAUUUUAGUAUCUUAUAACAAUGCUAUGGUCUUAAACGCUGAUGACGGUCUUAAUGAUGAAUUGGCAAUUCAUCGUCUGUUGCAAGUAUUCGGAAUUGAACACCUUGGACAGAGAGAACGCCAUCAUUCUCCACCUGAAUACAUGUUAGACUUGUACAAUGCUAUUGCUGAUAGUAGCGGAAUAACGCGCACACCUAACCCAUACUACGCUACGAUUGUACGCAGUUUUCCCGAUAAAGGUGAGUGGUCUAUAAAUUGUAUCAAAGUAGUAACAGUUAUUAAAGUUCGAGUAUACCAAGUCAUGUCUGCAGAUAACAAAUACAAGGAAACUGGUAACAAAAUUUUGGACGUGAGAAGAAUCAGUGCUCAUUCUUAUGGGUGGGAAGUCUUCUAUGUGAAACCAGCUGUUUUAGAUUGGUUGAAGGACGAAACACAAAAUUUUGGUCUCUUGGUGACGGUAAAAACUAUAAUGGGUACCCCAAUUACUGAUGGCACAUUAAGAUUUGCCAAAAGACAUCAACAUCAUAUUAACAAACAACCGAUUUUAGUCCUGUUCAGCGAUGAUGGAAAGUCAAAGCAGAAAUCUUCAUUUCCACAAUUUGAUUUUCAUAAUUAUGGAUAUCCGGAAUUGUCGUAUUACAGUCAACUAAAUCGUGCACCUACAAAUAAAGAAUUACCAAUAAAUAACAGUACAAGUAACGGUCGUUUAAGACGUUCUACAGAAGAUAAUGUAUCAGAGGGGUGUAGUCGACACGAACUUUAUGUAGACUUUGAAAAAAUAGGAUGGUCAACUUGGAUAAUUUCACCGAAAGGUUACAACGCCUACCAUUGCAAAGGAGAAUGUUUGUUUCCCUUAGGGCAAAACCAAUGGCCCACUAAUCACGCGACAGUACAAAGCAUUGUCCAUCAACUUAGUCUGACUGCAGGGGUAGAUACCCCAUGCUGUGUACCUAACAAACUCUAUUCAAUUAGUUUACUGUAUUUUGACGAACAUGAGAAUGUUAUCCUCAAACAAUACGAUGACAUGGUUGCUGCAAGUUGCGGUUGCCAUUGAUUCCCAUUGUAAAAUUUUCAGUUGUUUGUUCAAAUUUAAAACACCAAAGACACCAUGGGGCUUUCAAUAUCUUCGACAAUGAUGGUGUUGGUGUUUACAUCUUUAGUAUCUUUUAUGUGAUAUUUAUUCUUACAGAACUUUAUAUAUAUAUAUAUAUUGAAAGAACCCAAGUUUAAGAGUAUCCUCAAGAAAAAUGUUAAAAAGUCAAUGUAAAUGUAUAGAAACUUUGAAAAAUUUUUAUUCUUAAUGAUGAAAACAGUACAAAUUUCUACAAAAUAAUAUUUGUCUUUAAUUCCAUAGCUAAAAUAUGCACUGAUUUGCAUCUAUUGAUGAUACAUAUUGUUAAUCAAAUAAUUUGAUGAUAAAUAAAUUUAGGAAAUGUGUUCUUUGAUGUUUCUAAGGAAACAGAUGAUUUCUUUGGAAAUCUUUGAAAAAAUGAAGAAUGUUUUAUCUUGUAAAUAUUUUACAGUUGGAAAAUAAAGACAAAAUGAUGUCGCGGUUGUGUUUUUAUGUAAUUUAAAUUAUUAUUAGGUCAUGUCUGUACAUAAUGUAAUCAUUGAA